This is a messenger RNA of Aquila chrysaetos chrysaetos, 2021 nucleotides long. It is a transcript of the gene TYRP1, whose product is annotated as tyrosinase related protein 1. Gene Ontology annotation, molecular function: oxidoreductase activity. NCBI's taxonomy places the organism in Eukaryota, Metazoa, Chordata, Aves, Accipitriformes, Accipitridae. Gene Ontology annotation, cellular component: melanosome. The transcript has 8 exons. Gene Ontology annotation, biological process: melanosome organization; melanocyte differentiation. Bases 313 to 1923 code for a protein of 536 amino acids. The record is from RefSeq and is a predicted model, not a curated record.
GUUCAAGUACUUAAAGUCCAGGGAAAUGCACUGAAGUAGAAAGGGGAUUAAUAGAAGAAGGAGGGUGAGGCCAAGCUGUACUGUGUUGGUAGAAGAAGGAUUAGUAAGCAGACUGAACCAGGAGAGAAAUUAGCAGUGCUUAUUUUGGGUUAGACACAGCUGUAGGACAUACAGAAAUAGAACAGGAUCUCAGCAGAGGAGAGGUACCAGAAAGAAGGAACAGAGGUAGCUGGGUGUCCCAUCGCAGGAGAGAAGUCAGCGUGUGUGGACAGCUGGCUCUCGGAAGGAGCUGGCUCUGCUGGAUCUGCCGUCAUGCCGCUCCCCAUGCUGCUACUCCUUUCCCUGCCACCGCUUCUUACCAUGCUUGGCCAAGCUGGAGCUCAGUUUCCUCGCCAGUGUGCUACUGUCGAGUCCCUGAGGAGUGGCAUGUGUUGCCCGGACUAUUUCCCUGUGUUUGGGCCAGGUACUGACCGGUGCGGUGUGUCUACAGGGAGGGGCCGGUGUGUACAGGUGACUGUCGAUUCGCGACCCCACGGCCCACAGUAUAUCCAUGAUGGGCGGGAUGACCGUGAGCAGUGGCCCAUACGCUUCUUCAACCAAACAUGCCGGUGCAAUGGCAACUUCUCUGGUUACAACUGUGGGUCCUGUCGCCCUGGCUGGAGUGGACCUACCUGUAGCCAGCAAAUCAAUAUAGUCAGGAGGAAUCUUUUGGAUCUGAGUGCAGAAGAAAGGAGGCGUUUUGUGAAUGCCUUACACCAAGCCAAGGUGACAAUCCAUCCUGACAUUGUUAUUGCCACACGAAGACGUGAGGAAAUAUUUGGACCAGAUGGCAACACACCACAAUUCGAGAAUAUCUCCAUUUAUAACUACUUUGUGUGGUCUCAUUAUUAUUCUGUCAGAAAGACUUUCCUUGGUGCAGGGCAGCAGAGUUUUGGAGGAAUUGAUUUCUCUCAUGAGGGACCAGCUUUUGUCACGUGGCAUAGGUACCAUCUACUGCAGCUUGAAAGAGACAUGCAGAACAUGCUGCAGGACCCCAGUUUUGGACUGCCCUACUGGAACUUUGCAACAGGACAAAACACCUGUGAUAUCUGCUCAGAUGACUUGAUGGGAGCUAGAAGCAAUUUUGAUGUCUCUCUUAUCAGCCAGAACUCAAUCUUCUCUCAGUGGCGAGUGCUGUGUGAAAAUAUAGAAGACUAUGAGACUCUGGGAACCAUCUGUAACAGCACUGAAGGUGGUCCCAUCCGAAGAAAUCCUGCUGGAAAUGUUGCACGACCUAUGGUACAGCGUCUCCCAGAGCCCGAGGAUGUUGCUCAGUGUUUGGAAGUUGGUGUAUUUGACACUCCUCCUUUCUAUUCCAAUUCAACAGACAGUUUCCGUAACACAGUAGAAGGGUACAGUGAUCCUUCAGGGAAAUACGACCCAGCAGUUCGAAGUCUUCACAACUUGGCUCAUCUAUUUUUGAAUGGGACAGGAGGGCAAACUUAUUUGUCACCAAAUGAUCCCAUUUUUGUCCUCCUGCACACAUUUACAGAUGCUGUUUUUGAUGAGUGGCUGAGAAGGUAUUCUGCAGAUAUCUCAACAUAUCCACUGGAGAAUGCCCCUAUUGGACAUAACCGCCAAUACAAUAUGGUGCCUUUCUGGCCUCCAGUUACCAAUGAUGAAAUGUUUGUUACUGCACCAGAAAACCUGGGAUACAGCUACGAAGUCGAGUGGCCAGGUCGGGCUCUCCGUGUCACAGAGAUGAUAACUAUCGCAAUAGUGACUGCACUGGUUCUUGUUGCAAUUAUCUUUGCUGCUGCUGCAUGUAUCGUACGUGUCAAGAAAAAUAAGGAUGAGUUGCACCAGCCUCUUCUUACUGACCAGUAUCAGCACUACUCGGAUGAUUAUGAUGGCAUAUCAGCACCAAGCCAGUCUGUUGUUUGAAGAGACAGCACUUUUUUGCAUCUGACUGAAACUGUUUAUUUUGCUGUAUUUUAUAAAUGGUGGUCAUCCAUCUGCUUUAAAAUAAAGAGCAUAAACUG